AUGACUGAAGAAAUCAAAGAGACCCCUCAAUUGGAUCAACAAUCACAACCAAAAGUUGAAGAACCAACCAUUACAAAGGAUGAACCAUCAGAACCAUCAGAAUCAAGAGAUGAAUCACCAAUUUUAGCUACUGAUUUUGAAGAUUUAAAUAAUUUACCAGAUACAAAACCUGAAUUAAUGUCAAAAUCUCAAUGGAAAAAAUUACAAAGAAAGAAAAAAUUUCAAGAAACUAAAAAAGAAUAUACAAAAAUUAGAAAAGAAAAGAAAAAACAAAAUAAUGCUGCAAGAAGAGAAGAAAUUAAAUCAUAUAUUGAACGUAAUGAAAAAAUUCCAGAUCAUUUAAUUAAAAAGAGACCAAGAAAACCAACUGAACAAACCAAAAUUGAUACUAAAAUAAUUAUAGAUUGUUCUUUUGAUCAUUUAAUGAAUGAUAAAGAAAAAAUCUCUCUAAGUUCACAAAUUACAAGAGCUUAUUCUGCAAAUAGAUUUUCACCAAAUACAGUGGAUUUACAAGUUUCAUCAUUUGGUGGUUGGUUAAAGAAAAGAUUUGAAGUUGAUAUGAAAUCUUCUGCAUAUCAAAAUUGGACUCAUAUGAAAUUUAAUGAAGAUCCUUUUGCAAUAGAUGAUAAAGAAACAACAAUUUAUUUAUCAGCAGAUUCUGAUGAAACUUUAGAAGAAUUAAAACCAAAUCAUACAUAUAUAAUUGGAGGUAUUGUGGAUAAAGGUCGUUAUAAAUAUUUAUGUAGAGAUAAAGCACAAAAAUUAGGAUUAAAAUGUCAAAAAUUACCAAUUGAUCAAUAUAUAAAUUUAUUUGGUAGACAAGUUUUAACUACUACUCAUGUUGUGGAAUUAAUGUUGGAAUGGUUUAAUACUGGGAAAGAUUGGAAAGCUGCUUUUGAAAAAAUCUUACCAAGUAGGAAAUUAUUGGGUGAUAAAGAGGAUGAAGGUGAAGAUGAAGAUGAAGUUAGUGAAGUUGCAAGUGUUGAAGGUGUUGAAGAUGAACCAAAAGAAGAACUAAAAAAAGAUGUUGAAGAAGAAUCAAAAGAAGAAAAAGAAGAAGCCAAAUAG
Molecule: messenger RNA, 1068 nt
Organism: Hansenula ciferrii
Lineage: Eukaryota; Fungi; Ascomycota; Saccharomycetes; Phaffomycetales; Wickerhamomycetaceae
Gene: TRM10
Product: tRNA (guanine(9)-N(1))-methyltransferase
Exons: 1
Coding region: 1-1068 (355 amino acids)
Biological process (GO): tRNA N1-guanine methylation
Cellular component (GO): nucleus
Molecular function (GO): tRNA binding
Source: RefSeq, a predicted model, not a curated record